Molecule: messenger RNA, 1769 nt
Organism: Pectinophora gossypiella (pink bollworm)
Lineage: Eukaryota; Metazoa; Arthropoda; Insecta; Lepidoptera; Gelechiidae
Gene: TyrRS-m
Product: tyrosine--tRNA ligase, mitochondrial
Exons: 8
Coding region: 364-1749 (461 amino acids)
Biological process (GO): tyrosyl-tRNA aminoacylation
Cellular component (GO): cytosol; mitochondrion
Molecular function (GO): RNA binding; tyrosine-tRNA ligase activity; ATP binding
Source: RefSeq, a predicted model, not a curated record
UAUUGUCGGGAACGACACAUCACUGGCUGGUACAAGGACCUGGCAUCUCUUGUUUUGUCUUAAAAACCCUUGUGUCAACGCCAAAAUAUGUAAAAAAGUUAAACUGUCAAGUGUCAAAACGUUCAGAAAUUUGUGAAACAAAUGUUUGUGCGGUUCGGAUACUUUUAUUUGUAAAAGUAGCAAUAAUUUGAAUAAAUGGUAGAAGUUUAUAUAAUACAACUUGGGUUAUUUGUUAUUAACUGUGUAUUUGACCUCUGUCUGUAAAUAUAUUAAGUUUCAAUUAAAAAAUAUUGAGGUUAUAAUUAGUAUCUAAAAAUACUGUAAUUUUCCUCAUAAGACCUAGUAACUAAUAUUUGCACCAAUAUGGGACAAUUAAAAUGUCUGUCUCGUAUCGUUAAAACCCACUGGGCUUAUCUAAACAAACGCUAUUAUAGUAAUAGAAAUAUUCUAAAACUUAAGGAUAGAGGAAUGUAUCAGGACUUAUUUCCUAACACUGCCGCAUCAGAAAUAGUUAAUAUGUUGAAUAAAUCUCCACAGUGUGUGUAUGCAGGAUUUGAUCCAACUGCAAACAGUCUUCAUGUAGGCAAUUUACUUGUUAUAAUUAAUUUACUACACUGGCAGCGAGGCGGUCACAAUGUUAUUGCAUUACUAGGAGGCGCAACGGGACUCAUAGGCGAUCCUAGUGGUCGGUCCACUGACAGAGUUGCAUUACAAAAGGACAUCAUUCAGGAAAAUAUUGACUGCAUCAAACAUAAUUUAGAAAUGGUGUUUGAUAAUCAUGAGAAAUAUAUUUGGACAGAUAAAGACAAACUAAAGAGUAUAAAAAUAGUGAAUAAUGAAACAUGGUAUAGAAAUGUGGACGCCAUACAGUUUGUGAGUGAGAUUGGGCGUAACUUCCGAAUGGGCACCAUGCUGCUUAAACAAAGUGUGCAGAGUAGGAUAAACUCAGAAGUCGGAAUGAGUUUUACAGAGUUUGCUUAUCAGAUAUUCCAGUCUUAUGAUUGGCUGCAACUUCUAAAAGAAUAUGACUGUAGGUUCCAGAUUGGUGGAAGUGAUCAGAUGGGUAACAUCAGUGCUGGUCACGAAUUGAUUAGUAGGGUCGCUAAGAAGGAAGUUUAUGGUUUAACUCUUCCUCUAGUCACUACGGAAGAGGGCGACAAAUUUGGCAAGUCAGCAGGGAAUGCCAUAUGGCUAGAUCCAAAGAAGACAAGUCCAUUUAGCCUUUACCAAUUUUUCGUCAGAACGAAAGAUUCUGAAGUUGAAAAACUAUUGAAGUUAUUCACUUUUUAUAGUUUAGGGGAAAUAAAAGAUAUAAUGUUUAAACAUCAGAAGCAUCCCGAAGAAAGAUAUCCACAGCAGUGUUUGGCCGACCAAGUGACUACAUUAGUCCAUGGAAGAGAAGGUUUGGCCCAAGCCCUCAAGGCGACAGAUGCGAUAUAUAAGAAAGAGGUGAGCUCCUUGGUAGCCCUUAGUUCUUCAGAGCUGGAGCAGGUGUUCCAAGGUGCGCCCGUCGUCACGCUGCUGCUGUCUCCUGGUAUAACCGUGUUGGAUCUUGGCAUGAAGGCCAAGUGCUUCUCUAGAGAGAAUGAUGCAAUGAGGAUAAUACAAGCUGGAGGAUUUUAUAUCAACCAUCAGAAAGUGAAGAAGAUAGAUGAAGUUAUAACGCAGUCGGCACACAUAUUACCGAACCUAAUAUCUCUGCUACGCGUAGGGAAACGCAACUAUUACAUAGUCAAAUGGCAAACGUAAUAAAUAAACGAUGAAUAGUU